AUGGACGAUGCUUUGCGUCGCAGCAUCUUUGGUUCAUCUGAUGAAUCAGAUGAACCAUCGCCGAAGCGAAGGCGCUCGAGGUCGCGAGACUCGGGCGCUAAUAGUGGUGUCGGUUCUCCUAUGGACACCACUUCACAGCGAGGCGCCAGUACUUCUGUCGGCACGUCGCAGGAAGAGCGGGACCGCAAUGUGUUGCGUCUCGCUCCUGAGAAGAAGGCAUGGAUGCCUCCAAAAUCCGUCAUGGAUCACUUGUCGGCGACGACGAGUAAUCGUUAUCGAACACGGUUGUUCGAUUCGUCAAGGAUCCAUCACCUUGACCCCAGCGCGAAAAACUAUCGCGCUGAAAACGAAUUCUUCAUCGAUGCUUUCUUUAGACAUCGAUGGUACAGUGGGAAUCACAAGCGUGAUGGUCCCUCACUACUUCAAGCGUGGAACGCCUACAUCCAUAACCUUGAGGAUGUAGGUCGUGACGCUUGGAGCGACAAGCUUAUCAAAGCUCGUGAUAAGUUUGAAAAGCGAACCCCGACAGGUGCACGCUACAAGCUGCAUCGUCUGUCAAGGGAGAAGGGAUUACCCUGCCUCUCUUAG
Molecule: messenger RNA, 588 nt
Organism: Peronospora matthiolae
Lineage: Eukaryota; Oomycota; Peronosporomycetes; Peronosporales; Peronosporaceae
Source: the annotation of a GenBank genome assembly